AUGAGAAUCAUCAUCGUGGGAGCCGGAAUUAGUGGCUGCUCAGCCUACCUUUCACUCAAGAAGCAUCUCCCCCAGCCACCGGGGCACGCAGAAAACCAUACUUACACCAUAUAUGAAGCCUACGAUACAGCCCGGGACACAACAUUUCAGGAAAGACCAGCUUCUGCCACUGGCGAAGGAGCCACCCGAUCCGCAACUUUAGUUGUGGGCGGCGGCCUAGGUGUCGGGCCUAACGGCUUGAAUGUACUACGCCGACUAGACGAGUCCCUGUUACAGGAAGUCGUCUGUAGUGGAUAUCCGUACUCAGAGUUCCACCUCAAAAGCGCCUAUGGAUGGACAUUGAUGCAGGUGCAGGCAACAGCGGAGGUAGAUGGGCACGCAAUGAAUUCGGUAGCCAUGAGUCGUCACUCGAUCUGGCAAUGUCUGCGGGAUCGAAUUCCCGAUGAUGUGGUAGUGAACAAGAAGAUUGCAAAAGUCGUUCCAAAUGGAAGCUCUACUGGCAAACAUCUGGUCACAUUCGCUGAUGGAAGUGAGCCUGUGGAGGCCGAUUUGGUGAUAGGUGCCGACGGACUAAAGUCAACGGUGAAACGGGCGCUUUUUGAUGCCGAGAACCCAGAAGAUGAUCCUUAUCCUCCGAAAUACGAAGGUCUCGUCGGAGUGGGUGGCUUUGCACCCGUGACAGAGAGUCUGCGUCGUAACAUCCCAGAUGGGGUAAUGACAAUCACUUUUGGGGGAUCCGGCAUGUUCGGCUACGUCUACUCAUCCAGCUCCCAAACAGAUGAGCACCGGGCAUCAGCAAACCACAUUUCAUCCCCUGGAGACACGAUCACCUGGUGGUCCACAUACGGAAUGAAUGAGUGCCCAGAUCCUAAAACCGUGGAUCGGACUGCGAUCACAGAAGAUCUACGAAAACGACACGCGAACUGGAGUGAUCCUGUCAUUCAGGAAAUCAUCCGAUCAGUCAAUGUAGAGACAAUGUACCCGACGUGGACGACGCCCGAGUUGCCGAUCUGGGAUCGGGAUGGCAUCGUGCUACUAGGUGAUGCAGCACAUGCACUGCCACCAACUUCAGGGCAAGGUUCAGCGCAGGCACUGGAAGAUUCAGAAUCGUUUCCGAUGAUGUUGGCCCAUUAUCUGAAGCGAGUAUAUGGAAAUGCCCCAACUGCGGAGUUCACCGAGAAGGAUGCCAUUCAACUUGCGGCAAAGAAACAUACAGCUCUACGGUAUCCUCGGGUCAAGGCCCUUCUUGACGAGGCCCAACAGCGCCAGCAGAAAAAGCAGCAAAAGGGCAUCGUGGGGGAGUUUAUGAUGUAUUUGAUUCUGUGGUUGGUUGGUAUAUUCUCUCCGGCGAACCCUGCGAAGGAUAUGCUUGAGUAUAACAUUGCAGAUGAAGUGCAAAAAGUACUCGCGGAGGACGAAUAA
Messenger RNA from Penicillium longicatenatum, 1422 nucleotides. RefSeq lists its product as uncharacterized. The record is from RefSeq and is a predicted model, not a curated record. Gene Ontology annotation, molecular function: monooxygenase activity; FAD binding. NCBI's taxonomy places the organism in Eukaryota, Fungi, Ascomycota, Eurotiomycetes, Eurotiales, Aspergillaceae. The transcript has 3 exons. Bases 1 to 1422 code for a protein of 473 amino acids.